Kwoniella botswanensis is the source of this 492-nucleotide messenger RNA. RefSeq lists its product as uncharacterized. The transcript is spliced from 5 exons. The record is from RefSeq and is a predicted model, not a curated record. Gene Ontology annotation, biological process: endoplasmic reticulum to Golgi vesicle-mediated transport; endoplasmic reticulum membrane organization. Bases 1 to 492 code for a protein of 163 amino acids. NCBI's taxonomy places the organism in Eukaryota, Fungi, Basidiomycota, Tremellomycetes, Tremellales, Cryptococcaceae.
AUGCCAAAAGUAUACUCUCGAGCAGUCACCUCCUCCUCCGAGCAAGCAGGACAAACCCAAUCGUCUCGAGCAGUCCUGAGAUCGUAUUACUGUCUAUGCGGUGAUUUCGUAUUGGUAUUACAGGGGAAAUUGGAUAGGCUACCCAGGAGAAAGACCGACGGAGCAUACAUAAUACGUUCGAAAGACGGUAAAGAUCCUAUCAAACAACCUGCACGCAAAUUCAAAUUGAAUGCUACUCCCGGUCAAAGAUGUCUCAUUAAAAAGAAAGGAUCACAGGAAUUGGAGAUUAGACAACCAUUCGCAUGUUCCAGAUGUAAUACUACCAUCGCAUAUCAGACUUCCCCUCCUCCAGCUGGUGAUGGACCAUUCUUGUACAUCUUGAAAGGCUCAAUGACUGAAUUACAAGGUAGGAUACCGCCCGACGCAUUUGAAGGUGAGGAGGCAAUACCACCAUCAGACGAUCUCAGUGCAGAAGUUACGACUACGGCAUAG